AUGAGCCUCGCCACGCCUCGCCCCUCCUCGCCCCCGUCCCCCCUCACCCACACCCAUCUCCUCGAGCCCACGCCCGCCGCCUACUUAGUACCCUCGAUUCUCUACACCGUUGAUGUUGACAUUCACGCUCCUGCCUUCGAGUCCAUGUGCGCACGCAUGUCUUCCUCUCCACGCUACACAUCUGCACCACUCAGUACCCUUCCGCUUAUCGCCUCCAGCCCACGCUCUGCGUCGACAAGGAGGGUGAGGCAGCAGAGAGAUGAGCUAGGAAGACGAAGGCAGAGCAUUAUCAAGUCAAUCCCACCUCUGAUGCGUGCAUAUGCGACCCCUCAAUGCCACGCACCCGCCUUUGCCUGCAAUCCACAUCCACCCACAUGCGUCCUGUCGAUCCCACACCCGUCUCCUCUAGCACACACCCGCCUGCCGCCAAGUGCCUUUAACCCCCUCGACCACUUGGGCCCAUGCAUUUAUCUUCGCCUGCGACCAACAUCUGCGUCCACACAUCUCUUCCAGCCCCUCAUGCACGCACAAUCUCUCGGCCCCUCCUCUUGUCGACCCUCAUUCACUCCUCCAUCGUCCUACCUCAUCGCCGAGGCCUCACACUCCACCCCGUGCACGCUCGACCUCUCUUUUGUCAACCAUCCCGCUCUUGAUCAAGUCUAA
Molecule: messenger RNA, 663 nt
Organism: Heterobasidion irregulare TC 32-1
Lineage: Eukaryota; Fungi; Basidiomycota; Agaricomycetes; Russulales; Bondarzewiaceae
Exons: 4
Coding region: 1-663 (220 amino acids)
Source: RefSeq, a predicted model, not a curated record